Abrus precatorius (Indian licorice) is the source of this 3421-nucleotide messenger RNA. RefSeq names its product AP-3 complex subunit delta. The coding region runs from base 61 to 2988 and encodes 975 amino acids. Gene Ontology annotation, biological process: Golgi to vacuole transport; protein targeting to vacuole. Gene Ontology annotation, cellular component: membrane coat; AP-3 adaptor complex; endosome membrane. The transcript has a single exon. The record is from RefSeq and is a predicted model, not a curated record. NCBI's taxonomy places the organism in Eukaryota, Viridiplantae, Streptophyta, Magnoliopsida, Fabales, Fabaceae.
GUUUCAUUUCAAGUUCAGACGGAGACUCUUAGGAUCAUCGUUGAUUGAGGGGGAGCACCAAUGGCAGGGUCUUCGAUUAUGGAGAACCUGUUCCAACGGACGCUGGAAGAUAUAAUCAAAGGCAUGCGUCUCCAACUGAUCGGAGAAUCCACCUUCAUCUCCAAGGCCACGGAGGAGAUCCGCCGCGAGAUCAAAUCCACCGAUCAGCAAACAAAAUCCACCGCUCUUCAAAAACUCUCCUAUCUCUCCGCCGUCUACGGCGUCGACAUGUCGUGGGCGUGCUUCCACGUGGUGGAGGUGAUGUCCUCUUCGCGCUUCGCGCACAAGAGGAUCGGUUACCACGCCGCUUCCCAAUCCUUCAACGACCACACCCCCGUUCUUCUCCUCAUAACCAAUCAGCUCCGUAAGGACCUCUCUUCCACCAACGACUUCGAGGUAGGCCUCGCGCUUGAUUGCUUGUCUCGAAUUGCCACUCUCGAUCUCGCUAGGGAUUUGACUCCCGAGGUUUUCAAAUUGCUCUCUACUGCUAGGGUUUUCGUUAGGAAGAAGGCUAUUGCCGUCGUUUUGAGGGUCUUCGAUAAGUAUCCUGAUUCUGUUAGGGUUUGCUUCAAGCGCUUGGUGGAGAAUCUUGAAAGUUCUGAUCCUCAGAUUGUGACUGCGGUCAUUGGGGUUUUUUGCGAAAUGGCUUGUAAGGAUCCUAAGUCGUAUCUUCCGUUGGCGCCGGAGUUUUAUAGAAUUUUGGUUGAUUCUAAGAAUAAUUGGAUUUUGAUUAAGGUGUUGAAGAUAUUUGGUAAGUUGGCUCCAUUGGAACCGAGGUUGGGGAAGAGGAUUGUUGAACCUGUUUGUGAGCAUAUGAGGAGAUCUGGAGCGAAGUCAUUGAUUUUUGAGUGUGUUAGGACUGUGCUCACUAGCUUGAGUGAUUAUGAAUCUGCUGUUAAGCUUGCGGUUUCAAAGGUUAGGGAGUUGUUGGUUGAUGAGGAUCCUAAUCUUAGGUAUCUUGGGCUGCAUGCACUUUCAGUUGCUGUGCCCAAGCACUUGUGGGCGGUCUUGGAGAAUAAGGAAGCCGUGAUUAAGGCGUUGAGUGAUGAGGAUUUUAAUAUCAAAAUUGAGUCUCUCCGCCUGUUGAUGGCCAUGGUGUCUGAGAGCAAUGUUGCGGAAAUCUCCGGGGUGUUGCUCAAUUAUGCGUUGAAGUCUGACCCCGAAUUUUGCAAUGAGAUUUUGGGUUCCAUUUUAACCACUUGUUGUAGAAAUGUGUAUGAGAUUGUUGUUGACUUUGAUUGGUAUGUUUCUCUUCUUGGAGAAAUGUCGACAAUUCCUAAUUGCCAAAGGGGGGAAGAAAUUGAGACUCAGCUCGUUGAUAUCGGCAUGAGAGUUAAGGAUGCUAGAUUGCAGCUUGUUCGGGUUGCUCGUGAUCUGUUGAUUGACCCUGCAUUACUAGGUAAUGUCCACUUGCAUAGGAUAUUGUGUGCUGCUGCUUGGGUUGCUGGAGAGUAUGUUGAGGUUGCAAGCAAUCCGUUUGAACUGAUGGAUGCACUCCUACAGCCUCGUACCAGUCUCUUGCCACCAUCAAUAAGAGCAGUUUAUAUUAAUUCUGCUCUUAAAAUUUUAAUUUUUUGCUUAGACUGUUACCUUCUGCAACAUGAAGGGGCCGCAUCCUCAUUUUCUGGUAAUUUGGCUGGGGGACAGUCUGAGUUGUUUGUUGUAAAAAAAUACACUGCAGGUGCUGAAUUGGCAACGUGUGAAGAUUCAAAUUAUGAACAGGAUGAGGGUUUUAACCCAAGGAAUGCAACUGAAUCUUCUGAAGAUCUUUCUGUUGAAACUGACACAGAUAGAGUUGUCACUCAUGGCCAAACAUUUACACCUCCUAUUCUAUUGGCAAAUAAGAAUUUAAAGCCUGAAUCCAUUGUAAGCCUAUUGAAUAGAAUCGAAUUAGUUUUUGGCCCGCUAGUAGCAAACCAGGAUGUUGAAGUCCUUGAGAGAGCACGUAACAUACUUGCCCUAGUUCUGUUGAUUAAAGCAGAAAUAAUUGAUAAUUCAGUCCAGAAUGUGGACAGUAUGGACAAUAAAGAUAGUCAAGUUUCAGCCAUUAUCAAAUUGAUGUGUGAUGCUUUUACCGUGGAACUUGGUCCAGUCUCAACAAGUGCACAGGGAAGAGUCGCUAUACCAGAUGGUUUAGUUCUUAAAGAGAACCUUGAAGACUUACAAGCUAUAUGUGGUGAUAUUGAAUUACCUUCGGCGAGUUCAUUUUGCAUAGGAGGUCCUCACCUUACCACUACUUCAGAUGCUUCUUCAUUCAAUCUAUUGAAAACUGAAGAGCCAUUGAAUGAAUCUACAUCCUUGAUGGAACACCGUAAGCGACAUGGAUUAUAUUAUCUUCCUUCAGAGAAGAGUGAAAUUGUUCCAGAUGAUUAUCCUCCCGCAAAUGACCCAAAGUCAAACAGUAAUAUAAAUGACGGAGCUGCAGAGCUUGCCAAGCUGACAGAGCAAUCACUUCUUCUAAAAAAAAGGACAAGCCAAACGAAGCCAAGGCCUGUAGUGGUGAAAUUGGAUGAUGGAGAUGUGACAGCACUGAUCUCAGUCAAAAGGCCGGAGCCAAGGGAAGAUUCUCUGUCUGGUGCCAUAAAAGAUGUUCUUCUAGGAAGUGAAACCAAACUGAGUUUGUCUGAAAGUAAUCCUUCUAGUAAGUCAUCGAGGAAGCGAAAGGAGAAAAAGAAACUAUCCACAGAUGUUCCAUCCGAAAUGAAAGAAAAUCUAGUUGAUGCCGAAAAACCUGACCUUGAAAACCCAAAUUCAAGUAGCAAAAGUCAUGGUCAUAGUAAAGUGAGAAGACAGAGAGGGAAAGAGAAGAUUGUGGAAGAGGAGGAGCAUGAUCAGAGGGGGAAGAAAAAGAGUAGUCACCGCCAUGGUAGGCGUAAAACUCAUCAAAGAGAAAAUUCACCCUUAAAUGUGGUUUCCCAAACGCCAGUAAUUCCAGAUUUUCUUUUAUAGCAUUUGAGGAUUGAUUUUGAUUUAUCUUCAUCUGUUGUUAUUGACUGAGGCUGUUCACAUGUAUUCUUAGUGCUGAGCCCAUAAGUUAGUUUUGUAGACUGUAUGUACUUAUUUUUUCUUUUGUCAUUGCUUUUAAUUUCUUUAUACUAUUAUUUUCCUUGUUGUCUGUUUUUGGCUAUACAUGUCCCAGAAGUAAAUUUUCAAGUUGGAUGUUGUCUGGCAGCCUUUUGUUUUUCUAAUACAGGGAGGAACUGUUAUUGAAACUUUUGCCAUUAAAUUGUAGCCUUGUUUCUGGAAAUUAUCAUGCUCUGAGCACAAGCUGUUGGAGAAAACUAGUGGAUAAGUGCUUCUUUUUACUAUUUUGUAAAUAACUAUGUUUAAUAGUGCAUUUACAGAAAUUGAGAUACAGAAGUGAAUAUAUUGUUAUUCUUAA